CAAAGUCGCCAAUUGGCAAUUUGCAAAAAUGGCGCGACCCCACAUACAUGAUACCUGACAGAAGCAUGCAUGAGCACCAUGAUCAUGAUUCAUGGCAGACUUCGUUCAACAUUUAGCUGACCAUUUGUGCUCAUGCGGUCAGCAGGCCAGGGCGCUAGCGGCUAGGUUUGCAGGCUCAUGAGGCAGGGCGGCCAUGUUGGUUGGCACGAAGAGAAAGUGCGCAGGCAGAACCGCUCAAUGCGGAAGUCAGAACCCUGUUGCUCUCUGAAAGAACUUCAGCUGACUGAUGUCAACAAUUGUGUCGUACGUGUAGAAUGAUACCGUAGUGGUACCGAAAUACUGCGCGCAUUGUAGAAGAAAAACCAUCUGAAGAGCGUGGAGGCCAUCAGUAUACAUGUCGCUUGUCCUGUUCCAAAGUAAGGACGGCCUCGUUCAAUCCUCAAUGGAAAGAGACGACCACGAUGAUUGGGGCCCCCACGAUGUGAGGGUCCAGAUUGGCGUGGGAGAGGAAGACGAGUUCAUCCAUCUCCACAAGUCCGUCCUGAUUAAGCACUCGGGUUUCUUUGCUGCGCUGCUUUCCAAGCGAUGGCCGAAAGGCAAGUGCAGCGAUGGGAUGCCUCUCAUCAUUCUCGGCGUCAAAGAUGAUAGGGAGGCAGUGACUCCAGCCAAGGGCCCAGCUCCUGACACGGCCGCGAAGAAUGUGGCCGCGUCUAGUUCUAAAGACGUGAGCUCCCCCGCGGAGAGCAAGCAGGACGCUUCAACUUCAGCUGCCCCUGCGAACGAUGACGUCGCGAGUACUGGAGAAGGGGAUGGGGAGAAUGACGAGAAGAUUGACGAGGACAGCGGGGACGAAAAUGAAGAGGAGAAUGAAGAAGAGGAGGAGGAGAGCGAGUACUACCGGGGGGUGCUCAGGGCGCGGUACAACGCGUACAGCAUCGCACUCGACCUCAUGUACUAUGAGAACUACAAGGCAGUGAUUGACACUGUCGCGAUCGCGCUUGAUCUUUUGGAGGUGGCGGCGGAGCUGCAGUACGAUGCACUCAUCGAGUAUUGCUGCACCUUCCUGGAAGCGUCCCGGUGGAGCGAAGAUGAGCUGGUUCGGAUCCAGGAUGCGAUCAGACCGCUGCAGCUUCCGGCUGCCAGGGAGUUGCUUCAGAGGGCGGAGCCUGUGAGCGGGUCGAACUGCAUAGAGACGCUCAAGGUGGCGUUUCUGUCGGCGCUGGAGCAGGACAAGGACUACCUCAGAGGCACCUUCCACAAGCUCCUCUCCACCGCUGUCUCGGAGCUCGGCGAUGAGCUUCUGGUCGCGUCCUUCCUCGACGUCGUAACGGCGAAGAUAGACGGAGCUCUGGCUGAGGUGGCGACGGGACUGGCGAUGCCCUCUGCGGGUUCCGGCCCCUCCGCCCGUCGGCGCACGUUCCUCAAGUACCACGUGGAGAAAGCGCUCUGGAUCAUGGGCGUGCUCCGGGAGAUGGGGGCGAUCCCUGAGAUCGUAUUUGCGUGGUCCAAGUGCCGCAGUUGGCUGCCCAAGGCGAUCCCCGAGACUGAGUGCAAGCGGCUGGUGGGCCAGUUCUCGCUGGAGGUGCUGGAGGGUUUGGUCGGCCCUGAGAAGGGCGCCAUCGCGUGCGCCAGCAUGUCCACGCUCGGCCUGCGGCCGCCCCAGCUCAGGUCCGCUCUCGUGGACAUGAUCGCGAUGUCGUGGGGCCUCAUCAACGACGCUCUAGCGUCCGAAGCGGACAACAGCCCCCAAUACGACAAAACCACCGAAAUCGCCAAGCGGAAGGUCCAAAAGAACAAGUUCAGAGAGCUGCUGCAAACGCUGCCCGACGCGAACGAACUGCUCACGAAAUGGUUCCAGGAGAAGAGCUACGCGCAGCUGGUCAAGUCCGUGGACUUGAGUCCGUCGUUCGAGGUGUUUUGCCGGAGAGUGCGGGCCGGCAAGCGGAAGCUGCAAGAAGCGGGUUAAUGGCGGCUGAGCUUCGUGUCAGUGUACAGCGGUUUUUGGUAGUGCAUAAGAGAAGAGUUUCCAUUCGUGGGAUGUCUGCUGCUCCCACUUUUUGGAGCUUAGUUGCGAAGACUACCUUGGGCCCUCAGUCAGUCGUGUGUAACAUAAGUCGAAAGUCCAGAAAGUCAAGCUGGUGCAUGUGUUCCCUUGCGCCCCAGUGUGUCUGGAAAGUUGUGGAUCUUUUACGACCAAAGUCCAGUGUAAUUGACCAGCUUCUUCUGAAGUUCAGAGUGUACACGAGAGUCGGCUGGGUUCAAAUUGAUUCUAAGUCUUAAUGUGCCUGUGUCACUCGUACGUAGGUUGACGGUUUACAUUUCAGACGGUGCAUGAACUUCAAUGACAUGUAUCUGGCAAUACUGAUACCACUUAGUAUACAAGGCUAGGGCGGCAUAUCCU
This is a messenger RNA of Klebsormidium nitens, 2401 nucleotides long. NCBI's taxonomy places the organism in Eukaryota, Viridiplantae, Streptophyta, Klebsormidiophyceae, Klebsormidiales, Klebsormidiaceae. The record is from the annotation of a GenBank genome assembly.